CCGGCCAGCCGGCCAGCCAGCCUGCGGAGACCCGCGUCCCGCGCCGGAGCGGGGCUGGGGGCAGGCAGCCGGGGCGGACCCGGCCGGCGCCCAGGGCGGCCCGGGCGUAACGAUGAAGGCGCCGCGGCGCGCGUGAGGAGGAUGCGGCAGCCGGCGCCGCGGCGGGAGGAGGAGUAGGCGGUGGAGCCCCCGGGAGGGAGCCGCGCGCGGGCCAGACGGCUCCCGGAGGCUCCGCAGUGCCGCCGCCGUCGCCCGGGAGGCUCCGCGCGGGAGCCAUGUAACCCUGCGGCGGGCUCCGCGCUGCUCCGUCCUUCCCCAGCCCCCGGGCUAGCGCGGCAGCGGGGCCACGAUGAAGAAGCAGUUCAACCGCAUGCGCCAGCUGGCCAACCAGACGGUGGGCAGGGCAGAAAAGACUGAAGUUCUGAGUGAAGAUCUUCUCCAGGUGGAGAAGCGUCUGGAGCUGGUGAAGCAGGUUUCCCACAGCACACACAAGAAGCUCACGGCAUGUCUGCAGGGCCAGCAAGGCGCGGAGGCCGACAAGCGCUCCAAAAAGUUGCCUUUGACAACACUGGCUCAGUGUUUGAUGGAAGGGUCAGCUAUCCUGGGAGAUGACACACUUCUUGGGAAGAUGCUGAAGCUCUGUGGCGAGACGGAGGACAAGCUGGCUCAGGAGCUGAUCCAUUUUGAAUUGCAAGUCGAGAGAGAUGUGAUCGAGCCCCUGUUUCUGCUGGCCGAGGUGGAAAUCCCCAACAUCCAGAAGCAGAGGAAGCACCUCGCAAAGCUGGUGCUGGACAUGGACGCUUCACGGACAAGGUGGCAGCAGACUUCCAAGUCUUUGGGUUUGUCCAGCAGCUCACAGCCUGCAGGCGCCAAAGCUGAUGCCCUCAGGGAAGAGAUGGAGGAGGCUGCCAACAGAGUGGAGAUUUGCAGGGACCAGCUCUCGGCUGACAUGUACAGUUUUGUGGCCAAAGAAAUCGACUAUGCAAACUACUUUCAAACGCUCAUAGAAGUGCAGGCCGAGUACCACAGGAAGUCGCUGACCCUCCUGCAGGCUGUGCUGCCACUGAUCAAAGCACAGCAGGAGGCCUGGGUGGAGAAGCCCUCCUUCGGGAAGCCCCUGGAGGAGCACCUGAUGAUCAGUGGCCGGGAGAUCGCCUUCCCCAUCGAGGCCUGUGUGACGAUGCUCCUGGAAUGUGGGAUGCAGGAGGAGGGCCUCUUCCGAGUGGCCCCGUCGGCCUCCAAGCUGAAGAAGCUGAAAGCUGCCCUGGACUGCUGCGUGGUGGAUGUGCAGGAGUACUCGGCCGACCCCCAUGCCAUCGCAGGGGCUUUGAAAUCUUACCUCCGGGAGUUGCCAGAGCCUCUGAUGACCUUUGAACUCUAUGACGAGUGGAUUCAGGCUUCCAACAUCCCGGAGCAGGACAAGAGGCUGCAGGCUCUGUGGAACGCGUGUGAGAAGUUGCCCACGGCCAAUCAUAGCAACAUCCGAUACUUGAUCAAGUUUUUAUCCAAGCUCUCAGAAUAUCAAGAUGUGAACAAGAUGACUCCCACUAACAUGGCAAUUGUGUUAGGACCCAACUUGCUUUGGCCACAAGCGGAAGGGAACAUCACGGAGAUGAUGACCACGGUCUCACUGCAGAUCGUGGGGAUCGUCGAGCCCAUCAUCCAGCACGCGGACUGGUUCUUCCCCGGCGAGAUAGAGUUCAACAUCACGGGGAAUUACGGGAGUCCAGUGCACGUGAACCACAACGCCAACUACAGCUCAAUGCCCUCCCCAGACAUGGACCCCGCAGACCGGCGCCAGCCCGAGCAGGCCCGCCGGCCCCUCAGCGUUGCCACGGAUAACAUGAUGCUGGAGUUUUACAAAAAGGAUGGCCUUAGGAAAAUCCAAAGCAUGGGCGUGAGGGUCAUGGACACGUCGUGGGUGGCCCGAAGAGGCUCCUCGGCCGGCCGGAAGGCGUCCUGCGCCCCGCCGCCCACGCAGCCCCCCGCCCCGCCCGCCGAGCUCGCCGCCCCGCUGCCGUCGCAGCUCCCGGAGCAGCCCCCCGACGGCCCCGCGCCGCCCGCGCUCUCCCCGUCCGGCUUGGGCCUCCAGCCCGGGGCUGAGCGGACCAGCACUUCCAAAAGCAAGGAACCUUCUCCAGGAUCUGGGCAGAAAGGAAGUCCAGGUUCCAGCCAGGGGACACCCUGUCCAGGGACGCAACCAGGGCCACAGCUGGGCACCAGCCCCAGCCAGCCGUCCACUGACCAGAGCCCUCACACUCUUCGGAAAGUUUCCAAGAAGCUGGCACCAAUCCCACCCAAGGUCCCCUUCGGCCAGCCGGGGCCCGUGCCUGAGCCGCCUGCCGGCCAGCCGUCCCCACUCAGCCUGUCUCCCACGCCCCCCAGCACCCCGUCCCCCUACGGACUGAGCUACCCCCCAGGGUAUGCCCUGGCCUCGGGCCAGCUUUCCCCGGCGGCCGCGGCCCCUCCUCUGGCCUCCCCAUCUGGCUUCACGAGCACUUUAAGUAAAUCGCGGCCCACGCCGAAGCCCCGGCAGAGGCCCACCCUGCCGCCGCCGCAGCCUCCCACCGUCAGCCUCGCGGCCUCCAGCCCACAAUCCGCCGAGCAUCCCGUGCUGGACGGCGUGUCCCCUGGGGAGAGCAUGUCUACAGAUCUCGUCCACUUUGACGUCCCCUCCAUCCACGUAGAGCUGGGCUCGACACUGCGCCUGAGUCCCCUGGAGCACGUGCGGCGACACUCGGCGGCCGAGAAGAGGGACUCGGAGGAGGAGUCUGAGAGCACAGCCCUCUGACCCGACGCGCGUGUACAUACAGCCCGGCCGCCCGCCCGCCCCGCCUCCGUUGGCUCCUCGCCGUCACUGCCGGCGCGAGGUCGGACUUCUGCAGAAACCCGUGUGGCACGUGUCGCUGGUGCAGGUCCUCCUCGUUCCCUCUGGGUGGUAACUGGCCUUUUGUUUGAUCUUUGCCUUUGACUUUGUGCCUCUUUUGAUCCACUUUCGGCCUCCACGCCAAGCGACCACCCUCUCUGUCCAAGGCUUUGCUGGUCAGUGACAUCCUCUGCAGGGUGGGGUGUGGAGGGUCCAGACCGGGGGCUGCCUGCCACCUGCACUGAUGGCCAGGGUUGAGUCCCGCGUGGUCAGCCUGGUGGUGUAGAGCGAGGAGGCCGGCCAGGGUGAACCUUAACCUGUGGGCUCUACGGUAAAUGGCUAAAAUGAAAUUUGUCUUGCUUCUCCACACUGGGUUGGCGCUCCCUUUACUAUCUUAUUGUUUUAUAUUUGUGAAUUUGAAAAAUGAUCUUGAGUGUCUGGAGGGUCCGAAGGUAGCGCCCAUGCCUCCCCCGAGCAUUAGCUGUCACUCAGUAAUCACCCCCACCCUAAGAUCCCAGGGGCAGGCACCCAGGGCCCUGAGUGCAGGGGGUCCAGGAGUGGCCUCUUCUUUCUGGAGGUCACAAGUGAAUAGCAAUAAUUCUGUUACCCAAAGCACGGGGAAGGUGAAACCAGGCCGGCGCCCUGAGGCGUGGAGGGCUUCACUCCCCCAUUCCAGAAGUCCCAUCCACUCUCAGAGAGGGGGGCCGAGAGGGCACUGGGGAGCCUGGUCACCCUGGGGACUAAGGGAGCGAGAAGCAGAUUCGGGUCUUGCAUGCAGAGUCCAACCUUACGAUCCCACCCUCUACCAUAGAUAUGACAGACCUAUACGUGAUAUAAUAUUUGUAUAUAUGAAAUCUAUAUUUGUUUAAUUUGAGCCAAUCUCAAUCAAUGUACAGGUGUACAAUGAGAAAUUUAAAUGCUUCGUUAUUUUUCCCAACAGAGUGUAAAAAUAACCCUCCUCCGACUGUGGGAUUUGCAACCUGUUGUGAAGGGCUGUGCUCACUUCCUGGCAGGGCAGUUCCACACCCAAUUUGUCAUGGAGCCUGGGGGUUGGAAGUUACCUUUAAAUACAUGUACAAAUAGUUGUCAAAAGUAAUGUUAUUAAAAUAGAUUUAUUAUC
Molecule: messenger RNA, 3986 nt
Organism: Camelus dromedarius (Arabian camel)
Lineage: Eukaryota; Metazoa; Chordata; Mammalia; Artiodactyla; Camelidae
Gene: ARHGAP44
Product: Rho GTPase activating protein 44
Exons: 21
Coding region: 350-2791 (813 amino acids)
Biological process (GO): regulation of dendritic spine morphogenesis; negative regulation of Rac protein signal transduction; modification of dendritic spine
Cellular component (GO): postsynaptic density; cytoplasm; dendritic spine
Molecular function (GO): protein binding; GTPase activator activity
Source: RefSeq, a predicted model, not a curated record